Molecule: messenger RNA, 9400 nt
Organism: Daphnia pulicaria
Lineage: Eukaryota; Metazoa; Arthropoda; Branchiopoda; Diplostraca; Daphniidae
Exons: 8
Coding region: 6267-9347 (1026 amino acids)
Biological process (GO): regulation of transcription by RNA polymerase II
Cellular component (GO): nucleus
Molecular function (GO): DNA-binding transcription factor activity, RNA polymerase II-specific
Source: RefSeq, a predicted model, not a curated record
UGUCAAACAAAUGAAAGCCGAAAAGCGCUGUGAUACAUCCGUCUGCAAGCAACUGCGUCAAUCGCGUUGGACGCCUCAUGUCAGCGAGGCGACGCCAUCAGUCAAGACGAGAUUUACUGUGCAUUUGGGAGGCAGAAAUCUCAGUUUUAGGGGAAAUUGAGGCAAGUUAAUUGUACACACCCAAAAAACCGUUGGAAAACGCCGGUCCGGGUGUGAAGAUGAGGUUGUGCUGGAACUGGUUAAUUGGAGAGGUCCAACUUGGAAUACUUUUUCAAGAUCGGUAGAAUAGAAAGGGUACAUUCCAAGCUGUGAUUUCGGACUUUUCCUUGCAACAUCGUAGAAGAAUUUGAAAUACUUCAAUAAUUUAUUUUUUACUUUUUGAUUGUAGAAACAUUUAAAAACUUUUUAAAACUAACAGUCUGGGCCUAAUUGAAUUUUUUUUUCUUGGAAUGAAAGAAGUGGGGGUUUUAUUUUUUUGUACUUGUUAAUUCUUUUCUUUCUAUUCUUUUUUUUUUCUUUAAAUCCUUAAAAUUUUCUCAAGGCACGUCUUCUAUUGUCUUUUAUUAAGAGGGGAAGCCAUGUAGACCUCCAACUGACAUCUUAUCUGCUAAUGCCGACCUUGUGUUCCUGGAACAGGAUCAACGACCUCGCCCUAAUCACUACCACCCUCAACCUUGAACUUACCCUUGCUUCUCUUCCUCCCAGUCCAGAUUUUCCCUUUAAAAUGCUGGUCGUCCACCAGUGUUUCGUCAGUCUACCUUCUUCACUUGGCCGAGUGGGUAGCUAAACAGAGCUCACUCGACCAAUUGCAGAUGUAGACUUGAGCCUUUAGUUCUUUUACAUUUUGCUGUGUAGUUGAUCAAGUGGAGACGUUUACAAAUGACUUCAUCUGUUCAACUACCAGUUAUACUUGUAAAAGAACUACAGCAUUUUCGAAUUAAUAAUUCAGCAGAAGUUUUUGAGUCCGCUUUUAGAAACGGUCUAUUAUCCUUUUUUAUACAGAGGAGAUUUGAUCUUUCAAGUUUAUUGAUUUAUUUUCAUUGGGGUUUCGAAAUAUUGGGUCAAUGCUGAGGAAUUUAAUUUUAGGAACGUAACUAGCGGGAUAUUCUUUUUAAACAAAAAGAGGAACAGUCGAUGGUCACCAGGUUUAUGCAACAGCAACCUGGUGAAACUUUGCUUGAACAUUCAUUGGUUCAGCUGGUUAGUUAAAAAUUGUACCACAGAUCCCAAAGAAAAACCAAACAUCUUUGUCAAAGUUAACGCGUCGUUCACUAAAGAAAAUGGUACAAACUCAAAUUUUCUUUGAAUUAACGAAGUGGACAAGGACGAUUUAAAUGAAUGUCCGUGGGCGUUCAAUUGUUUUGAGUACGUUUCUCAUAUCGAUGGGAAACGUACUCGUGAGUAUUUUCUGACAGGAUCGGAUCAUUAAAAAUUAAUGAGUAUUAAGAGGAAUGCACUACCUCGAUACAGAAACAAGAAACUCACGUUGAUAGUGCCGAUCAGUAUUGAAGCAGUCAAAAAUAUCCAGAAGGAGAUCUCGUCAUGGUUGAGAUUUGAGGGAGGAUAAGGGGAUUGCAAAAUAUCAGUUUAGCAAGCUUUGCUUGAAAGACCAGAGAAAAUGUGAGAAAUGUUAAUACUACAUUUACAGGCAGAAAAAUUACAGUUUCAUAAUUCACUUUUUCGCAAGUGCGGAAAAUAGAAGAAAUUCUCGUCAUGGUCGAGCUUUAGGAUUAGGGGAUUGGGAAUCUAUGGGGAAACAAAGGGAUUAUCCUACUUAUAAUGUUAUUCAAAAACAUGAAUUGUGCAUAAUACAUGCCCAUCGUAGUUCAGAAAAAAUCAGUUUAUCAAGCUUUACUUGAACAUUCAAGUCUCGUUGGUUAAAAAUGGAUUCCAGAUGACAAUCGAUUCGUCAUGAACAAGGUUUAAAUUAAGUAACAAGCACAAACUCAGGUAGUUCCAAUCAACUUGAUUUGAUUGGAACUCAAGGUCUUGUAAUCUAAAUCUAGAUUAAGAAAAAAAUAUGCUUUCGAACUAUUUUUGCAGCGAUGCAAACGGAGUUAAAAUGAGACCAAACCAACAUGUUGAUGGUGUUUGAGUCGAAAAAUUGGAACAUGGCAGUAAAGACUGGACUUCGCCGGUUGAAAGCUCGAGGAUUAAACUUUCGAAAUAGUUCUGCAUUUUUUAAGCUUUCUCCUAAUAGGUACUUGAAAAUCAAUUGAAAGUACAUGGAGAGCCAAAGGGCAAUUUCAGGAAGACAACGCAUGAUGUGCACAAACACAUAUAAUAUUUAUUUCACUUGUUGAAAUCAUUUUUUAAUAUCAGGGGUUAAAAUUAAGUCAAGGGGAAACGGGACCACCCAAAAUUCUUCAUUUUAAGAAACCGAAAGAGUCGAAAAAAAUACGUUGACAGUGCCGAAUAGUAUUGACGCUGUGAAAAAUAUCCAGAAGGAGAUCUCGUCAUGGUUGAGAUCAGGGAAUCACGACCCAUUUUAUGCACUCAACAAUGAAUAAUGAUUCAUUCUUGGGAUUAUGCCCACCAAAAAAUCAGUCUCGUUGUCGUAAUCUAAAUCUAGAUUAAAGAGGGAAAAAAUGCUUCUGAAUUACUCUGGCACAGAUACAGCCAGAGGUAUUCGCUUUGAGCGGGUAAAGAAAAAUUUCAAAGGGGAUUUUAUGCUUCCGAAUAAAUUGGGCACAGAAGCAGGACAGUGGUAAAUACCACAGGGGGUAAACCGGGGUAACAAAGUCUAAAAAUGUGAACGGACUUAUUUGCCAAAUAUUUCAAACAACUUUUUCUAAUCCUCAGAAAAAAAAGCGUGGUGUGAAGAACCAAUUUGUUGUAAGAUUUAUCCCUUUCUACAAAUGUGAUUCUAGAUGGCAAGCGAUCUAUCAUGCAGGGUAACGAUCGACUCAUAAGUUGAUCGUUACUUUUCAUCAUUUGAUUUCUAGUGUUUCUUAAAAAUAGUACUUCGGAGUCUCAGUGCAGUAGCUGAGGAGAGUGGUGUAGGUACGUCUGUUCGUACCUGCUAGUGAAGACCCUUGGUGGUGUAGUAUUUCGGAGCUUCAGUGUAGUAGCUGAAAGCCGUUUAAUUGCGGCCAAAAAAUUCCAACUGCACCAUGUUAUGAUUUGGUGAACGAGAGGCCUUAGUGCCAUAGUAUUUCGGAGCUUUAGUGUAGUAGCUGAAGAAAACCCCAAAUUUUUCUUACUAAUGUUACGUUUAUUAGAUGAGGGCUAGUGGGUGGGUUUCUCAAAAAUGUUAUCACUUUAUUCAAGGCUUUGAUAGCCAUUUCAAAGCCUGGGAGUUUAUGCUGGAUCUAGUUAAACUAAAAAUAGGCGUUCUGUAAAUAAAGAACGGCGCUUCGUUCUUUUAAAGACCCUUGGUGGUGUAGUAUUUUGGAGCUUCAGUGUAGUAGCACUGAAUCUUUUCAAGGACAGAACAUUAUGUGGUUAACGGUAGACUCUGUAUAUAGAGUCAAUUAAGUGUUUCUCACUUAAAAGAGCGUCAGAAAAAUGUAAACAUCGCCAUAUCGACUUUGUUUAAAGAAAGUAGGUCUUGAAGAAUAUCCAGAAGGGUAUUCUUUUCACCAUGUAGCUGAUCCAGCCAGGGAAUUAAUUUAUGACUAAUGGGUAAAUCAGGGGAAAUAAAUAAUUUGGAAAUUUGUUGGGGAUUACGGGUGGGAAAAUAAUUGUAGUAUCAUAAGACAAAUCGAGACUGAACCAGGUGGUUCAGUCUCGAUCUUUCUUAGAUACUGCGACAGAAAAAAAUGAGUAUUUCAUGGCAGGAUGGUAUCCUUAAAAAUUAAUGAGUAUUAGGAGGAAUGCAAUACCUCGAUACAGAGGAAAACGAACAUUUACAUAUGGUAACGCCGAUCAGGUUUUAGGCGAAUCAUAUGAUUCAAGGGGACACAGGACCCAAACGUCAGUUUAACUGACGAUAUCUAAAUCAAGAAUACAGGAAUCUUGUAUCUCGCUAACAGCGAAUAACUCGAGCACAGAAGCAAGAUAGUGGUAGUAGACACCACAAAGCGUUUUCGUUUUUAAAUUUGGGUACUUAAGGGAAAGGGUUUUUUAAAAUUUCGUUUGGUUGCAGCAAAACUAGUGGUUAAGCGCUGCAUUCAAGACAGUAGGCGUUCUGUAAAUGAAGAACGGCAUUUUACUUUUUUUUUACCCUUGGUGGUGUAGUAUUUCGGAGCUUCAGUGUAGUAGCUGAAACGCCGUUUAAUUGCGGCAAAAAAAUACCAACUGCACCAUGUUAUGAUUUGGUGAAAAAAAAAUGCUAAAAUUUUACGAAAUUUCAACUUUGAUUUUUCAGAAAGCAUUCACAAAUUCGUGUACGGAUACUAGGGGAAAUCUUCUUUAAAUAAAUUCAUUAAUGUUAAGGGUGGGAGGGUUGGUUUUAUUCUUUGGAGGGAUUUUGGGAGUGUGACGCAAGCCAGUCGCGAGCUAAGCGUUCUGUAAAUGAAGAACGGCAUUUUUUUACCCUUGGUGGUGUAGUAUUUUGGAGCUUCAGUGUAGUAGCAGAGAGCCGUUUCAUUGCGGGAAAAAAAUACCAACUGCACCAUGUUAUGAUUUGGUGAAAGAGGCCUUAGUGCCAUAGUAUCCUCAAAAUCUUCAGUGCAGAAAUGCUAAAAUUUUACGAAAUUUCAACUUUGAUUUUUCUGAAAACCUUUUCGAAUUCAAAUAGUACGAGUACGAGUAAAAUACUCAGAAAACCUUGUACGACUUUCUUUAAAGAAAACAAUUUGUACCAAGUUAACAAACACCUUUUGUUCUUAAAGAAACAAGCCAGGGGAACGACAAAGAAAAAUAGCAAAAGAAACAACAGUGUGUUGUGAUCUUGAAGAAUAUCACGAAAGUAAAGGUUCCUCUUACUGAAAAUCAGUCUCGUCUCGUUAAUGUAAAUCCAGACGAACAAAAGAAAAUAUGCCUUCGAACUACUUUGGCAGCGAUGCAAGCCAAUGGGGUUUUGAUGGUGUUUGAGGAGUAAAAAAUGGAACAUGUAGGCAAAAACUGGUCUUCAUCAGUCGAAGAUUCAACCCUUCGAAAAUAGUUCUGCAUUUUUUAAGCUUUCUUCUAUUUGAUAGAAUGUCUUAAAACACGGAUCAAGAGAGCCAUGGGGCAAUUUCAGGAAGACAACGCAUGAUGUGUACAAACACACAUCCAACACAUUUAGGGUUUAAAAUAAGUCAAGGGGAAACGGGACCACACAAUAUUCUUCAUUUGAAGAAACCAAAAGAGCCGAAAAAAUACGUAGGCUACAGUGCCGAGAAGUAUCAGUUUGUGGUGUUGUCGUAAUCUAAAUCUAGAUUUAAAAAAAAAUAUUCCUUCGAACUACUUUUGCAGCGAUGCAAAGGUUGUUAAAAUGAGACCAAACCAGCAUGUUGAUGGUUUUUUAAGAGAAAAAUGGAACAUGGCAGUAAAGACUGGACUUCGCCGGUCGAAAAGUAAGAAUAGAGAUAAAAUUUGUCCUACCUUUAAGCCUGGGAAAUACAGCUAGGCAUCCACAAGUGCUCUGUCCGCAGAAAGAAAAGGUUCAUCUACGAGGGGGGAAAGGUAACAAGGGAGUCCUCGUGAGUACAUGGGCGUACACGAGGACAUUUAAAGAAACGGGAAUUUGGGGAAAAAGGGGAAUAAUAAAUCCUAAACUCGGCCGACUCUGGAAGGUUCUCCAAUUAAACGGAACCCUGACUAUCUAAUAAAAAAAUUUGGGAUCUUAAAUAUUUUUGGGGGGUUAGUUAUAUAUUGACCAUGCUUGAUUUAUUCGAAAAGAUUCGGGUUCAGGUCUUUCAAAAUUGUAAACAUCGUCAUAUCGACUUUGUUUUAUUAGCAAACAUCCGAGUUGUGAGAUAAUCCUGUCUUUUCUGGUAAAGCCGCAUAAAGAUGGUUAACGGUCAUUUUUAAUGAAGAGGGUGAGAAAAGAAGACAGCUCUUAACGUUUUAUUCCUUUGUUAACUUAAAAUUUGAAUGCAACGUUUUAAUUAUCACGAUUCUAUGCGAAAUGAAUAAACGAAAAAUUUAAAUCAAAUUAUGCUGCAUUUAUUUUAUUCUGAAUUUGAAAAAAAAAAAAAAAUAGUUUCCGGUUUGAUCCGCCAGAAGUCAGCUGAUUGACAAAGAUAAUUGGAUUCACAUCACAUCUAGCAGACAAAUAUACCAACUGCCGAGACAAGUUAGUUGUUAGUGCGGACUGCCUGCUGGGUUUGACACGAGUUGUAAUUAAAAUUAAUGAAAUUUUACUUACUCUCCAUCACAUUUCGUCAUCAAGCAACAAAAUGUUGAUAUCUCCUUCACGACGAUUUGUUCUGGAAAAACUGGCCUAUUAUUAUCCAUUUCGUAGCAAUCGAGUUCGAAAUGUAGUGAAAGAUUAUAGUUGUGGUUCUGGCGACUCUAACAUAUACUCAGUAAAGAUUCUCUUUCUGGGAUGUGGUGACCUAAUGGACACUCUUCUUGCGACAACUGUUGAGAAUAUCCAGCAGUUUCAAAUCCAUCUAAAUGACAUGAAUCCAUCAAUUGUGGCUCGAAAUAUCGUGAUGCUGAAAAUCAUAUCAGCACAUGAUUUCAACCUUGAAAAAGAUGAAGAUUUGAAUUUCUUGUGGGACAUUUGGUACAAUGCUACCUGGCCAGAAAUUACACGGAAGAGGUUUUUGGGUGUCCUAAAGGAUUUGGUGAAUGAAAAGUUACCACAAAAUGUCAUCAUUCCUGAAGGCAGCCAUCUUCAAAGUGUGAAAAAAAUUUGGUCAGCAUGGCGUAAAUCCAUUUCAGAAAACCACUUUGAAUCCACAAAUUUAUUUUCAAACAUGUUACUUAAAAGGAUUCUAUUCAUGUGGGCAGGAUGGUGCAUUAGGUUCCCUGAUGAUUUCGUUAAGGAAAUUACAUCGCUAAAUGGCGAUUCUUUUACUGCAGCAUUAAAUGGACUCGUUGAAGAAGUGGAAAAUCAUAUCGGAAUUGAAGAAUUGACGGAUCAAUCGAGACAGAAGAUACGAGACGAAAUUUGGCUACAUUUUGAAAACGGAAAUUGCAGAGUGAAAGAAACCUACGACGUGUGCGUCAAUCCAACAAUGCUCAACCCAACAGACCAGAGUUGGCAAGUCUUUCACAGUCCCUUCGACAGCUACCUUCCACUUGAUAAAGAAGAACUGUCGUCGUCCAGAACUUGGAUUUUAAUUCGGUCGUGCCAGAAAAUACUCAAGAACCUUGUAUGUUCUUACCGGACUCGUGUUCAAGACAUCAACGUCGUUUUUCACCUGAAGGACGCCCUGGAAUUCUGCUACUCCAAUCCAAACAAGUUUGACAUCAUUCAUUGCUCCAAUCUCGGCGAUCAACUGGGUCUAGUCAACGUUAUCAACGCAUGCAGUGAAAGAUUGGCAGAAGACCCUCGAGCAAUGUUAUUCACUGAAACCUUGAACUGGUCAAACUUGUCAUCUUCUGUCGAAGAAUACGUCGAAAAAGCCCUUUUUGCCCCAUUGAGCAUGAUCCCUACCAUCUAUGGAUUGCGACUGGUCGAUCGCGUCGAAUUAGGAGCUUCCGCCCUCGUCAAUCUGCGGUGUAAAAUUGCUCUUCCGGUUCAUCUUUCCUGGAAAAAGGUCCGUCCGUUUAAGAACUCUACACCGACUUCCUCGCUGGAAAUGGAUCGCUUUUUGAAUCAACUAGCAGAAAGAUGCUUUGAUAUUUCAUUUCCACGUAAAUUGGACGGGACUGAUGAAUGUGGAAUGUUAUGCUACACUCCUCUAACAUUUGACUACGUAGUGAAUUCUUUGAUUAAUCGCGUCGGUGGAGGAGACUGCUGGAUGAACGAUGAACGUAAAUGUGGCGGUUGGAGCAGCAAUUUGUUUGACCUGACAAAACGAACAGCAAGAGCUUGGAAGAAAGGUCAACCGAUUCUGAAUCUAACAGCCAAAAUCCAAACCUGCUUACACAAUACUCUCGAUGAGACAGCAACGCUCCGUUUAGUUCUUGUUCCGUGUGCCACAUUGCAUGAAUCCAUCUCCAAAGGAAAGGUGAAUGUCUCUGGCCCAGGAAUCCACAUAAUUGACAACUUCAAAAUCGAAACGAAGAAAGUUCCUGAUGGAAGUGAAAUAAUUAUCGUUUCCUUCCUGCUGGUUGCUGACCACGGCCUUGAAAAUACUCACCUUGCAUUACUGAUGGACCUCGUAGAUGGAACGGCCUCUUACGUCUUCAAACCUCUUAGAUCCAUGCGAUCAGCAAAAUUUCGUCAACCGCAUCCGUUUUCAUCCAGACGACCUGAGAAACCUCCAUUCGAUCCUCCCGGCCAACUUCAAAUGGUAGUCUUCAGUUGCACCGAAUCCGUGAAUGACUACCAGCUGAAAAUAAGUAUUCCCUGUGGUGAUACUGUAUCGGGUGUGAAUGUUUCGGCCAAUCAAAGAAAGCCUUGCGUGUCUGCUCAUGACAUCAUCAUUACACCGGAUCAACCUAAUAACAUUGAACCUUUAUCCCUGUCGUUUCCCUAUCCGAUCCUUGUCAAGGAGAUUCACGUCGCUCUCCACACGGAAGCUCGCUUGAUCAGUGUAGUGUUGAAGAAGGCUCUACUGGAACCGUGGCCACAGGAAUUUGAAGUGGAGCAAACUAAAUGGAAUCCUGAUCAAUUGCAGCCGUGGGAAGAAACCAAAGCGCGAGUUUGUCGACAAAAACGUUCGAUCGGCAUUCCGUCGUUAUCUGCUUCCUGCUUGGCCGUCCAUGUUGCUUGCCAGUUUAAUUUGCAUCAACUACCGAAACCUUCCAGGAUGGAGAAAUCUGAUUUGAAUGCAGUCCGUGACAUAAUCAAAAUUUUAUUUCAAAAUUUCGUUGGUGACAAGCCGCCCAGGAUCAGUUACGUCCACAUUCUCCUGGAUGGCUCAACAGAAGUGCAUUCCGACUGGUAUCUCAAAAUUCAUCACCCCGUUCUCACCUCCCCACAAGGCAGUCCGAUGUUGUUGGUGUCAGCAUUUGACAGUAGUAAAUUCUUUGAAGCCAAGAAAACGGAAGAGGAUACUAAGGAACUCUGUGUUAAAAACGAUUUCUUUCGAGUUUUCCCCUCGUGGGAAUCUGAUGAGACAUUGACAAUUAAAGCGGAUAGUAUGGAAUUGUUGAAGCUGCUGCGGUUUGUUUUGCGAAGCAAUUCGACCAAAAUCAAGCCCACCACCUGGCAGAAAAACCAUCUUCCCCUAGAGGAGAACAGCCCUUGGCUGGCCACGUUUAUUUCUCCCCUCUACCUUGAUGCUCCUCUAGACAAGAAGAAAGUUAAGCCAAACCUUUUCUUUUCGUUAAUUAAACUCGUUAUCUAUAUAGUUAUCAUUUGUGCGGUAUUGUACGCUAUUGGCUGCAUGUUUUUGAAUGUCUUAAGCUACGUUUUCUAAAUUUCUUUUUUAUGACCCACUACACAGAACUGCAAUAUAUUCUAUUGAGCUGA